Messenger RNA from Antechinus flavipes (yellow-footed antechinus), 20739 nucleotides. Its product is annotated as zinc finger protein with KRAB and SCAN domains 8-like. Lineage: Eukaryota; Metazoa; Chordata; Mammalia; Dasyuromorphia; Dasyuridae. The transcript has 6 exons. Gene Ontology annotation, molecular function: DNA-binding transcription factor activity, RNA polymerase II-specific; RNA polymerase II cis-regulatory region sequence-specific DNA binding. The record is from RefSeq and is a predicted model, not a curated record. Bases 827 to 2560 code for a protein of 577 amino acids. Gene Ontology annotation, biological process: regulation of transcription by RNA polymerase II; central nervous system development. Gene Ontology annotation, cellular component: nucleus.
GGUAGGGGGAAGGGGAGGUUGUAGGUGGAAAGAGAGACACAAAGAUAAAAACAGAUAUGAGUCAAGCAGGCAAUCUAUUUAUUAAGUGCCUACUAUGAGUCAGGCAUGGUGCUACUAGUGCAGAGGAUAUCAAAAGAGGCAAGAGUGCACCAUGGAGGAGCUCAGGUUCAAAUGGGAUUAAAGAAGUAAAUAUGUACAAGCGAAGAAAGCUAUAUUCAGGAUAAAUGGAAACUAAUUAAAAGAGUGCAGGCAUUAAACUUAUGAAGGGUUAGGAAUUGGCUUCCUGUAGACUAGGGGUUUAGGGGGUGAGGGGAAGUAGGAGGGAGGAAGGGAUAUGCAGACCGAGAGAAGGACACGCAGAGACAGACGCGGCGGAGGAGCGGAAAUGAGAGGAGACUUGAAAGGGUGACAGUAAGUUAGUCCGAGAUUGAAACAGACGAGGAAAAAAAAUGGAGUCGGGAACUGAAGUCGCUUCCUCUCUCCCCAGUCAGCUAAAACGGAAAUCAUAGAGAUGCCUAAACCUCCCAAGGUUCCUAGAGAAAGUCUCCGGAAGUGCUCUCUAGGGGUCGGCUGCUUGUGAUCCACUCCCGGGUGCGGCCAUAGGUGUAUUAAGGCCUCUUUUUGGCUCUGGGUUCUCUUUUGGGAACGGUUUCCCGGCCAGUCACCUUCCCUUCUCCCGCUCUGCCCUUUACCGCCUUCACGCAAUUCCGGCUGGGAAUUCACGAAACAACACCUUGAGAGAAGAGAAUUUCAAGAAGAUCUUUCCUGUGAAAAGAACCCAAUUAAAGAGCUUACUUUACUUUCUCCCAAGCUCUUCCAGCUCCAGAUGGCUGUAGAAUCAAGGGAGACAGUAGGCCUAUCUCCUCUGGUCCAGGCUCCAGAGGAAGGUCUUGUAAUAGUAAAAGUAGAGGAGGAAGACCACAACUGGGACCAGGAAUCCAGCUUCCAUGAGCCUAACCCUCAGGGCCAGGAGGUCUUCCGCCAGCGCUUCAGACAGUUCUGCUACAGGGAGACACUAGGGCCCCGUGAAGCUUUGAUCCAGCUUCGAGCCCUUUGCCAUCAGUGGUUAAGACCAGAUUUGCACACAAAGGAGCAGAUCCUGGAACUGCUGGUGCUAGAGCAGUUCCUGUCCAUCCUGCCUGGGGAACUUCAGACCUUGGUGCAGGAACAUCAUCUAGAGAGUGGAGAGGAGGUGGUAACUGUUUUGGAGGAUUUGGAGAGACAUAUUAAUAUACUAGGACAAGAGGUGCCAGCUCAUGCCAGUGGAAUGCCCUGGGAAGAGAGAACAAAUCUGGGAAUGGCACAGGAGCCAACAAAUAUUCAGCCACAGCCUAUGGGACUCAAGUGUGACUCUUCAGAUCCCCAGAUUCUGCAGGAAAGAGUUUUGCCCAUUUCCCAGGCUCCUGCUUCAUCUCAGAAGGGAAGCCCCCGAGACCAGGAGAUGGCAGCUGCACUUCUCACAGCUGGGUUCCAGACUUUGGUGAAGAUUGAGGACAUGGCAGUGUCUCUUAUCCAGGAGGAGUGGGGACUUCUUGAUCCAGCACAGAAAGACCUCUGUAGUGACGGCAGGCCAGAGAAUUAUGGUCACAUGUACUCCCUGGGUGGUGAGACCAGGAGUGAGAACAGGGAUCUUACUCAAAAACAGGUAAUAUCUUCUGAAAUGGAACCAAAUGGAGAGAAAACUGCCAAACGCAUUGGGAAUAUUCCUGAGAGUAAAGAUCAUGGACAAGCUAGUGAAUAUACAGGCAGGAUAGAUCGACGGCGAGGAAACCCCCCCACAGGAGAAAGACGACAUAAAUGUGAGGAAUGUGGGAAGAGCUUUGCCCAAAGCUCGGGCCUUGUACGACACUGGAGAAUCCACACUGGGGAAAAACCAUAUCAAUGUAAUGUGUGUGGUAAAGCCUUCAGUUAUAGGUCAGCCCUUCUUUCACAUCAGGAUAUUCACAACAAAGUGAAACGCUAUCAUUGUAAAGAGUGUGGGAAAGCCUUUAGUCAGAACACAGGACUUAUUCUACAUCAGAGAAUCCACACUGGGGAAAAGCCUUAUGAGUGUAAUCAGUGUGGGAAGGCUUUUAGUCAGAGUGCAGGCCUAAUUCUACAUCAGAGAAUACACAGUGGGGAAAAACCCUAUGAAUGUAAUGAAUGUGGAAAAGCUUUUAGUCAUAGUUCUCACCUUAUUGGACAUCAGAGAAUCCACACUGGGGAGAAACCCUAUGAAUGUGAUGAGUGUGGAAAAACUUUCAGGAGGAGCUCACACCUCAUUGGUCAUCAGAGAAGCCACACUGGGGAGAAACCCUACAAAUGUGGUGAAUGUGGGAGAGCUUUCAGUCAGAAGUCAGGUCUUAUUGAACAUCAAAGAAUACAUACAGGAGAGAGACCCUAUAAAUGUAAAGAAUGUGGGAAAGCUUUCAAUGGAAACACAGGUCUUAUUCAACAUCUGAGAAUCCAUACUGGGGAGAAACCUUAUCAGUGUGGUGCAUGUGGAAAGGCCUUUAUUCAAAGGUCAAGCCUUAUUCGACAUCAGAGAAUACACAGUGCAGAAAAAUCUGAAUCCACAUAAUAUGUAUGAAAGCUUUCAGUCACAAUUCAAGCAUUAUUCAUCCAUUAGAGAAUUAGCUGCCAUUCCUCAGAGCCUAGAAGAAGAGUACUUUGCAAAAUUAGUAGGGUGCUUAAUAAAUGUUUGUUAAAUUUGAAUUGAAACUACACUGGAGAGAGUCCCUGUCAUUGUAGUAAAUGAGUGAAAAGUAAGUUAGUCACCAUUAUAAUCUUAUCUAGUAUCUAGUAUCAUAGAAUCUAUAUGGUAUAGUUACAUUAUACUACACUUCAGAGCAAGUUGGGCAAAAUUUACUUGAUAUUUUGACCCAUUAUGUAAUGGGAUUGAACUUUUAAGUUGCCUAUUUAUUCUCUGAAAUUGAAAAAUGUUUGAAUAAGCUGCUUAUUUACCACCCAAGGAAUUUAACUACCGUUCUGGCUAAGUGGCUAUGGAUUUGAAAGCUGCUACUAUUUCUUUCAUCACCACAUUUUGUCUUUCCCAUUGUUUUCCUUCAUAUUCUUUGUUGAAAUUACUGUCAUGUUUCUAAUUGGAUGUACAGUAUUUAGAUUAUCAAUGAGGCUUCAUGAAAAACUUCAAGCUUUAUAAAAUCAUAGGAAAACUUUGAAAAACACUUAAUUCUUUCAUGCUAAUAUACCUACAUUUUAUUGUAAUGCUUCUGUGAUUGUUUCCACAGUUUGUGAAUUCUUUAUUGCUAUUUGAAUUCAGAAUGCUAUAUUUUAAAACCAUACCCAAAGGGUCUUUUCUUUUUGUCAUGUCAUUUUGUUGACUCCUUUGGAUACACAGACAUAUUAUGUCCAUUACUUUUGAUGAAGUUAUCAAAGAAAGUGAAAUCAAAGUAAUAAUGAUAAGAGUAAUAUAGAAAAAUAGGUGAGUUGAAAUCUUUGCCUAGUUUUUUGGUAAAUGUUCAGAUAACUGUAUGUUAUACAGUACCAUCCACCUAUUCUAAACUUGGGACAGACCCAUGCCAUACAACCUUCCGAAUGCUACAGAUUGGGAAAAAACAGAGGCUAAGAUAAAAUAUAUCUAAAGAAUAUACAUUUCUUCUGAUCAUUAUUUUCCUCUCUCAUGUUCUAAUCAACCUCCACAGAUGUUGAUGUACAGCUGGUACAUAUUAUUUCUUUUUGCUUUAUUUCUAGCUAUUAGCUUCAGUGACUUCAGUAUCUCUUUUGAAAAUCCACAUAUAACCUCAGUUUUAAAGAUCCAUUCUUAGGACUGUAUUGAUCUCCAUCUUUACUCUGUUAGUCCGACUGACCACCAGGGUCACUGCUCUAUCUCUGAGGUUUUCAGGAUAUGAGGUGUGAAUUGAUGAGAUUGAUUUAUAAAUUACCAUACUGGAACUCAGGAAGUCUUUCUUAUACUUUCCUUAAGAUUUCUUUGGAACUUAUUAUUUGUAGUUAGCUUUAGAGUCAAUUUAAAAGUCAUGCUAGAAACUCAUGCAUAUUACUUUUUUUUCCCUAAAACUAUUUUCCAAUUUGAUAAUCUCUUCAUUAGUAGCUUGGAUACAGACUCCUCUGGGUUGUUUUUAAAAACCAGAUACCAUCAGUCCUUUAAAAGAGCAAAGAUUUUCUACCUGUGAAGAUAUUAAAAAGCAUGUAAUAGGGCAUCUGAACAUAAUUUCAAAGGAAUCCCAAGAAUGCUUUGAGUAUUUAUUUUAUUGGAAUGAUUAUAAGAUCUCCUAAUGUAAUUCCUUUAAAAGAAUAGCAGCCAUUUGGAGAUAUGAGAAAGGUAAUAUCGAAUAGUGCAUCGAAUGCUGGACUUGGAGCAGGAAAACUUAGCUUCAAACCUUGCUUCUGACAAUAACUUUGUGAUACUGAUUAAUUAUAUGUGGCUUAAUCAGUUCUCUAGAACUUACCUGUUACAUCAAAGAUGGGUUGUAAUCUGUGGUAGUGGAAGGGAGUUCCCUAUUUAAGCUGACAAAAUUAGAUUCUUAUGUAUGUUUUUAUUAAUCUUAUUUUAUAGGUUAUCUGUUAUAACAAAUCACGUUCCUUCUUCUCCGUCUGCCUCUCCCCACUAAAAUCUCCUAAUAACAUCUUUAAGGAACACCCUUCCUUAAUUAAAUUUUCCCUUACCAAACUGUUUGAAUAUUAGAUUCAAUCUUUCAACUUAUUGGUUGUUUUUGUUACACUGGUUCUUCUCCAUUAUUUACCUAGUACUUCAUUGUCAAAUGCUUUAGCCUUUCUUCAUUCCCCAUUUCACUUCUCUUAGUCAAUUGUCUUACUCCCAGAGUACUUAGUCCCAGAGUAAGCUGAUUUUGAGCCAGAUAAUACCAUAGAAAACUCCUUUUGGACAUUUACCUGUUAAUUAAUGAUUUAGAAAAUCCCAUAACCAAGCCAUCUUAACCUACUAUAGAUUCUUCUUCAUAGUUUUUUUAAGAUAAAGAUUUUGCUUAGGAAAUGUUUUGUGGAUACACAUGUAACCUUAUUCUAAGGAACCUUAGGAUGAAAUUUCUGAUGGACAGUAAAAACAUCUGUGAUGCGGGCUCUAUCAUGUCUCUCAUCUUUCCCCUUUUCAUUUAUUCAGGAGACAUUCAAUUAUGCACCUUCUGUAAGGAGAGCUCUUUACUAGGUUCUAGGGGAUUUCAAAAAAGUUUAGAAAACAUUACCUGCCUUCAUGGAGUUUACAUUCUAAAAUGAUGUCAUUAUAGUUAUGGAAUCUCAGAGCUGGAAAAGAUCCAGGGUCAUUUUCUUCAAUCUAUUCUUGACCAAAAGUGCUUUUUAAAAAAUCUCCAACAAGUGAUUAUACAGUCUGUAUUUGAUAUCCAGUAGUAAUCUACCUCCUUAGACAGGCAUUCAGUUUUUAGAUAGGUUUAAUUGGUAGGAAGUUUUUUCUUCUUGCAAGCCUAAAUCUGCAGAUUCUACAUUGCUGUAGUUCUUUCCACUCUGACCAAAUAGAAAAUAUCUAAUGACUGCUACCUAACAGCCCUUCAGAUAUUUGAAGAUAAUUAUCUUGGUCUUUGAAAGAUUAGUAAUAAUGACUCAUUACUCAUACCUGGUAUUUUUUUUUCCAGUGUUUUUGAUGUGUAUUUGGAACAGAUGACAUGAAGUCAGAGCAUCCAGGAACUUUCUAAUUGUAUUCUUAUCUAGGAUGUUGAAACCUUUUUAGGAAUUUAGCCUUUAUUCUCCUUGGCAGAGAAAAUAGAAGCAAAAUAAGAAUUAAUUUAUCCUUUCCAUUAUUUUUCAUUAUCUGAUCCACUCUAAGAGUAUGCCUAUCCAUUCUUUGAUACUCUAACAAAGCUUAAAAAGAAUUUUGUUUCCUACCUAGCUAGUAGCUCAUUCUGAGCUUUUGUCCUCCAGAUAAUUAUACUUCAUAGCAUCAUGCCCUGUUUUUUAAUUCAUCCUAUUUUCUACCAAAGCAAGUCUACAUUUGCCUCUUUAGAGUCCUCUUACUCAUUGAAAUUAGAGUAUGUAUGUGUGUGUAUGUGUGUGUGUGUGUGUUUUCAGAAUUUUAUUCUUGAGAUCUUCUCAUCCUUUUUGGACUUAUCUUACUGAAUUUGGGCCAUGGGAUCUUUCUUAUUUCUUUGAAUCUUUGAAAAUCUGUCAAAAUCUAGACUGCAUUUUAAACUUCUUGGCUAUCUUCUUUGCUAUCAUGAAUUCUAAAAUAUUUUCCACUAUUUUUUUGUUACUAAAAAUCAAGUCUAAAAUAAUGGCAUCUUAGUUUCUCUGUGUCCUUUCUCCAUUUCAUUCUCCUUUCCUCCUCCCCUUCCAAUUACCCCAUUUAAUUCUAGAAGGAUCAAUGCCAAAUCAAGAAUUUAUUUGGGCAAUAAGAGAGUUCUAGCAGAUACAUAGAUAAUCAGAAUUCCGAAUUAUAAUAUUCUGUUCCUGUGUUGUUCUUCUUGAACUUAUUUUUUUCCUUCUGUUCAAAAAAGUUAUAAUAUGCUCUUUUUAAAAAAAAUUUAUAAUAACUUUUUAUUGACAUAUAAUAUACUCUUGUUGGAAUUCCUGGGAGCUUUUGAAAUACACAGGAGCCACCUGACAGUGACUGCUGGAGAUCCAACCCAGACCUGUGGAAUGGAUCUUCUCUUGUGAGAGAUGAGACAAGGAGACUGAGAGGCAGUUGCUGUUCUCUGAUCUCUGACUGAGAGGCCAUUGCAUUGUCUGGCCUCUCUCCUCGUCCCUCUGCCUCCUGUUUAUCUAAUUCUCAGUCUAUAACACCUGUGUAAGCAAAGACUGCCUUGCAACUCCUUCAGUUGUUAUGAUCCACAGCUAUGGAGGCUCUCAGAGAAUUGACCUGUCCCUUAACAUACUUUCAUGACAGGAAUGCCACUGUUCCUCCCUCUGCUCACCACCCACAUGCUCUCAAACUUUCCUCCUCUGAUUUCUGGAAUUCCUCAUACAAGUAUAGCUUCUUCAUAUAUAAUGCUACUCUUUUAAUUUUAAUUUUUCUCUUUUUUCAAGUAAGGUAUUAUAGAACUGUAGUCCAAAUGUAAUUCUCAGGCCGCAAAAUCUUUCAUUAGGAUUUUUAGUUGACUUUGUUAUUAUCCUUACCUUGAGACCAUGGGUUUUAUUACUUAAAUUAACAUCCUGUGAAUUAUUCUUCUUGUGAUAUUGUUGCUUCUCUUUCUUGUAUUUUGCUUUGUAAAAGAACUUAAGCAGUGCUCUCUCUUUUUGUUUUUAGUUUAAAGUCAGUUCUCUUCUACUCAACCACCAACACUUUUAGGAGCAACUGCUUUUCCAAAACCAUUUUUUUUAUUACAGCAUAAUACUUUGGAACUGUAGUUAUAGAUUACUCAUUUUAUAAAUGAAGAAUCUGAGAUCCACAAAGGUUAAGUGCCUUUCCACCUAACAAAAAUUACAUUUCUCUGCUUUGCUUUUAGAGUAAGUUUUGGGUCUUUGUAGAAAUAGGGUGAAAAAACAAGUUUUUGUCAUUUUGUGUUAGUCCAUUAAGGGGAAAUAUGCAGAGCAUAAAAUAACUGCAAAUAGGAGAUGGAAUUUAGGAUGGUAACUGAAAAAAAUAAAGCAGUUACCUUAAAGCAUCUAAUGCUUCUAUCUGUUAAGGGGAAGUGAGAUAUGUUGAGCAGAAUGAUUGAAGGAGGAGAAUUUGUACCUCAACAAGGAGAUGGGAAAAAAAAAGCAUAGGAAAAAAGUCUAGCUUACCCACUAAGUGAAAUAUGAAGAACUUUUUCUUAAUCGGGAUACUUCUUCCAUCUACAGUCCUGUUUCCCUUCUACUCUUCCUGGAAUGAAGAAAACCAGCACUUAUAAAUGCCUUCUAUAGGCUAGAUAUUGUGCUUUACAAGUAUCUUAGUUGAUCUUCACAGCAGCUUUGGGAGGUAGGUGCCAUUAUUAUUCCUGUUUUACAGUUGAAGACAUUGAGUUGCUCAGAGGUUAAGUGAAUUGCUCAGUAAAAGUCUAUAGCCAUAUUAGAAAACAAAUCUUCUUUACUCCAGUCUCAAUAAUUUUUCUGUUGUCACUAAUUGUAUCCUAAUUUCUCACAUUGGUAAAAACCCCAUUUUUGGUGACUCUAGCUCCUCAAAUGAGUUAUAUGUUCUUCUUUGCAUUUUCUUACUAAAUUCUUAAAUUAUAACUUAGCUUCUCCUCUCACCAUGUAGAUAUAGUCAUUGUUUCUUUCCCUUUCCUUCCCUCAUUACCUUGUGCAGCAUCCUUUGAACUUAUUAAUACCUCAGUCUUGUAAUUCUUUUGAACUUCUCCUUUAUCCAGUGCCACACACUUAACCUUCUUAUUUAGUAAUAUGUCUCAGAUCUCAUUUUAAUUUCCACAGCCACGCCUCCCAUCAAACUGGCCCAUUGUCACAUGUAUGAAUUAUUUCAGUUAUUUGGUUUUGUUCUCCCCAUCUCUUAAAGUCCUCCUCUACUGUCUUCUGCACAUAUUAAAUAUUAUUUUCAUGGCAUAUUUCCCCUCAAGAAGCUAUAGGGAUUCCUUAUAAUCUAAACUUAGUUUGCCUUUUCAAGUUCUCUAUCAGUUAGUUGUUCAAAAGUAGCUAAUCUAAUCUUUUAGCUAGUUCAAAUUUUUUAGCUAGUUCAAAUCAUCAUCUAUAUAUUCAUUUGCCUUUUUAAAAAGUAUUACUUUGUUGAUCCUGUUUUCCUUGCUUAGGAAUUGCUCUAACUUAAAAUCAUUCCACGUCCAUUAUUUAUGGCACUCAAAUCACCUAUUCUCAGCUUUCUUUAACUAAUCUCACAUUACUUACACUGAUCACUAAUAGUUUAUAUUUUAUUAUUUUGUACUUCCUAAAUGAUAACAGUUAGCUAGUACCAUAGAUUCAUUUUGUAUGUGUUUUCUUACAGUUAGAUUGUAAGCUCUUUGUGGGCAAGGGACAGUAUCUUUUACUUUUGUAUCCUAUAGUGCCUAGUACAGUGCUGAGUACAUGGUAGGAAUUUAACAAAUGCUUAUUGAAUUAAAAUAUAUAUUCACUAUAUGAAUUAUCUGCAAUGAAUUUUUAAGUUUCCUUCCUACUCCACAUUAGUUCUGGGAUAGCACUUCCUGCCACUUAUUGUGUGUUUAGGAAGUACAUACAGGCUAAUUUUUUUAAAGAUGUGGCUGCAUGAGACCAUAUCCAUUAUUACUAAUACAACCAAAUAAUCAGCCAGUCUAGGAAAGCAAAGAUUAAAAAGAUUUAAAAUCAUAAGCUUCCUACCUGUAAAGAAUUUAUCUACCCUCUAAGAUUAUUUGGGGGUUAAGAAAUGAUUUCUUUAAUCCCUCAGUAAUUGCUUGUCCACUUCUGCUUAAAUUAGGAAUGCCAAGGGACUUGGGAAUGUAGAAUUGUUAGGUCUUAGGCUAGAUGUAUACAAAACAAGUGAAAAGAAAAAUAGAAUCAUUUGUGAUUUGCUCUUAGAAAAAGUACAUAUACUUGGUUUUAAUGGUGUAUUACAUAUGCAUGUGGUCUGUAAGAUUUUAAGAGUGAACAGUCCUUUGUUUGGGUUCACUCAGUAAUAUGUAUGUUAAGAUCACAAUGGAAUUAGUUAUAAUAAACUUGAUUUUUCUUUUAUCCGGAAGUAUCUUUCAGCCCUAAGUCUGUCUAAUAUUACCUAUAUCUCAGGUGUACCUCAUUGCAUAAAUGAGAUAAGCUUUUGGUUAAACCAUCAAAACCAGUGUUUAUCUUGAUUUUCACCCUAAUGGUUUAUUACCUAUUACCUAAUGGUCAGUGACAUAGUGUUGUGUUCUUUUUCUUCUUUAAAAUAAUAUAAAGGUUUUCUCUGGGAGAGAGAGCAGGUUUCUCAGGGAGGUUUUCUGGAGGCAGCCUUAGUUUCAUUUAAGAGUAAAUAAUUACCCAAAACACAGCCAGGUGAUAAAAGUUCAGAUCUUUUAUUGUCUCUAAUAUAGCCCGGUUAGCUUAGAGGCCUAUCUUUCUAUUUGGUUCCAAGAACUCCCUCCGAAUGUCUCCAAAUCCAAAGGUUUUGUCCUUCAGCCUCUGCCUCUGCUUUCUUCAGCCUCCAGCCAGCACAAAGAUGGAAUGAAUCUCUUGUCUCCUUCACUUGGGGCUCGGCUAGCUUUCUGGCGAGUCUUUCAGACCAGCUUGGUCUCAGUGGGGGAAGUGCAGGAGCUCAGCCACCACAGUGAUGUGAGAUGAAGAUGAAUCUGGUUGUGCCUCUGAGAGAGCCUUCUCAAUCUUCAGUUCCACUUCCCCUCCCCCCAGAGCCUCUGUUUUAUAUGAGAGAGAGGAAUUGUGAGAUAUGAGAGAGAGGGAUUAUGGGUUUCUUUCCAAAGUGCUCUCUGGCCCUAAGAGCUUUAAGGUAGGUGUGAAUUCAGAUAUCUCAUACUAAACCCUGAAAUCUCCCAAAUGUGUGAAUUCCAAUGAGUAAAGGUGUGAACAUAAACAUUGUAUCAAUUAGUUCUACUUAGUACCUUGUUUCAGGUUCUGGCCAGAUAAGGUUCAUAAUCUAUCAAUUCUAAUAAGUUAGCAGUUUGAUAGAGAUUCCAACAACAUAGGGUGUUCCUCAUGCUCUUUACUCUGACUACCAAAAUGAAGGUUGACUUAGGCUAAGGAUCAGGAAUCCCUCCUCACAGUUUGCUUCAGUAGAAUGAGUCUGAUUGGUGGCAUUUAGAAGUUGGAGUUGUAUCUUCCAACUCAGCAAAGGAAUAGAUAUUUCUAAGUAACAUCCAUUUAAAUCUAACACCCAUUUUUACUUUAUUUUCUUUCAGCCAUAAUUAGGAAGGAAAAUCUUUAGGAAAAAAAUAUUAAAUGUUAUAAGAAUUAAUGCUAUAAAAUAUUUCGUUCCUUUUCCAGAAUCACAGAAUCUAAGAGUUUAAAGGAGGAAAUAGAAAAUACCUAAGAUAAUUACACAAUUAACCAAAAAUUUCCUUUACGGUUUCCCAGUACUUGCUCAUCCAGAUUCUGUUUGGAAACAUACAGUGAUGGCAAACUCCUUAUCUCCUAUGGACUCCCAUUUUAGUUUUGGAAAACUCUGUUAAGAAAUUUUAUUUAUGUCAAGUUUAAGCUGCCUUCUUCAGUCUUCCAGCCAUUUAUCCUAAGACUACUCUUUAAGAUUAAGCAAUACAAUUCUAAUUUCUCUUCUGUAUAGCUCUUCGAGGGCUUAUUUCACCCUUAAGACUUCUCUCUGCCUUGGAUAAAUACCAAAUCCUUCAUCUGGUCCUCAAAUGGAAUGAAGUCCCUAAUUAGUCAAAUUUUUACUCCUUUUAAUGCACCUCCAAUUUACAGUCCCUCUUACAAUGGGAUACCUAGAAUUAGACACAGUAUCCCAGAAAUAGUUCUGACCAGAGCAGAAUACAAUGAAACUAUCAAUUCCCAAAUUCUAGAUAUUAUAUCAGUACAGGUUAAAAUCAUGUUUUGUUACACUGUGGACUUAUAUUGAUCUUUGUAGUUCCCUGCAGUUCACCUCAGGCAUUUUCAUAAAUUGCUGCUUAGUCAUACCUCCAUUUUAUACUUAAAUCUAUUUUAAAGAUUUAUUUCUUUUAGAUUUGAACCAUAAUUAUUGCUUGUUAAUAUUAUUGGGGAUUCUGAUUCUUAUCCAUUAUUAUUUGUCUUUGUUAGUUGUCUCUGCCAGAUUAAUCACACACAAAUCUAAUAGGCAUUUCAGUAACUAGAUACAGCAAUGGUAUGAAGACCAAGUUUCCAUUGAGUCAUCAAUGACUACACUUUGCAUCUUUAUCAUUUAAUGAGUUCUUCUUCCCCAUAAAUAGAAUACCACCUAGCCUACAUCUUUCCAUCCUUUCCACAAAGCUAGUGUGAGACUUUUGCCACAGACUUUGUCAAAACCUGGCUAAAUUAUACACACACACACACACACACACACACACACACACACACACACAGAGUAUUCUCCUGAUCUUCCUAGUCUGGCAGACCUAUCAAAAACAAAACAAAAACAAAAACAAACCAAAAAAAAAAAACAAAAAAAAACCAAUGAGGUUAGUCAAGUAUGGUCUCUUUUUGAUGAAGCCAUCUUGGCUCUUGAUAAUUGCUACUUCAUUUUCUAGAUUAUCAUAAAUCUCUUUAAUAAUAUGAUUUAAACAUACAUUUUUGGAAUAUAGUCAAUAUAGGAAUUUCUUAAGUUGGUCUAUGAAAAUUUGUUAUGACAGUUUUCUUUUUCUUUUUUGUUCAGUGGAGUUAAGAGGAAUGGGAGGGAGAGAUCGUAAAUGUAUGUAGAAGAAUCUAUAAUUUUUCUAGGAAUCAAGUUAAUCUUACCCCACUUAGGUUUUAACUUCAAGCAUUACAGCAUUUGAGAGUUCAGAGGAUGAAAGGAAUCCCUACUGUCACAUAUCUGACAAGGAGUCAUCUAAACUUUCCUUAAAGACUUCCAAGGAGGGGAAACAUCACUCUGUAGAUAGUUCAUUCCACUUUAGGUAAACUUUGUUAGGAAAUUUUUCCUGACACAGAUAAAAAACUGAAGAUCCCUGUUACGGCCUGUCAAGAUUUUUUGGAUAUCAAUUUUGUCAUCCACUUUGCUAAUGUUGAUUACCUCUCUUUGCUUUAAUUAUGUCAGUUAAUAAGUAUCUAUACUUUAUUUGAGUUAUUGAUUUAUUUGUCAGACAGCCCAAUGCCUAGGUCAUCUCCUUAGUAUAUUCUAUCUAGAGGUCUCCUAUCAUGUUAAUGUUGAACCAUUUACAAAUUCUCUGAAUACGCCCAUCAAUUCUGUUCUUAAUCCACAUCCUCAUAAGAAUAGUGGAAGAUAUUUUUGUCAAUAAUUAUUAUAAAAUCUAAGUAAAUAAUAUUUACAGCAUCCCCCUGAUCAUUCAUUCCUAGAAUUUGUGACAGAAGAGAGGAAAUCUAGAUACAGAUUAGUUUUAAUCUUGUCAAGAACAGAAAGGAAAUAAUCUGGCAUGGCCCGUUCAUGAAAUCACCACUUCUCUUUCUGUGUUUGCCAAUUAUCUCUUAAAUGAUCUCUGGGGUUUUUUCAGAAAUUCAAGAUCACUGACCUAUAUAGUAUUCAGAUUCUGGUCACUUUCCUUUUUUUGAAAAUUGGUAUAUUUGCCCUUUUCCAGUCUUUUAGUUUGUCUUCUGUUUUCCAAACUCUUUAUCACUCACAAUGGUCCAGCAGUUACAUCUUCCAAUUCUUUCAGGACUCAUAGAUGUAGUUCAUCUGAACUAGAUAAUUUUAAUUUAUUGAAGAAAACUUUUUUCACAUUCUUUGUUUACUUUUCUUAACUCUUGUUAGGCAUUUUUGUUGUGUUAUCUUCAGGGCAAGGGCCAUCUUUCUUGUACGAGAAAAUAUAAAAAAUAAAAAUUGGAAAGCUCUAUCUUCUCUUUGUUGCCACAUAUUAUCCCAUUCAGUCCAAGUAAUCUUCCAAUAUAAUUUUUAAAAACAAUAUUAAAAACAUUAAGCAAUAAGCAACUUUUUUUGUUUUUAUCUUCCCUUAUCUGAAAUUGCUCUUUUAAAAAUUCAUGUUGAUAUUCUUUUGCUUUUUCUUUAUUUCUCUGACUCUCCUUGCCAGGGAGUUGAUUCUUACUUAGAAUUUAAUAUUUUCAUAUCUUAGAAUUUCAUUCAUCUGUCAUUGUGAAUUUAAAAUAAGGCAAGAACUGAGCUUAGAUACCAUUUAUCAAUAUAAUAUAAUACUGUUAAUACAUCAAAAUAUAACUUUCAUUUCUUAUUAUUCGUUGAAACAUAAGUGAUGAAAAAUGGUUACUCAUUCUUAGAAUUUGUGACAGCAGAGAGGAAAUCUAGAUAUAGUCUGACUUUUUUGGAAAAUAAAUUUCCUUCCUAUUCAGAGGAAAAUCUCACAAAUUAAAAUGCUCUUAAGAAAAAGUCAGUCUAGGAGGUAUGGGAGAUCCUCAGGAAUGACAUUUUUUGCCAUAUAUAGAAAAAGGAAAAAUGGGACUUGUCUGAAGAGACAGAUAUGGAUAUAAAAAAGUGAUCAGAAAACUCAGAUUUAAAAAAAAACCCAUAAUUUAAACAACAACCUCUCUUCCAGCAAAACUGAUCAAUAAUAGAAAAAGUUUGACUUUAUGUAAUGGAUACAUUCCCUCUUUUAAAAAAAAUUAUGGGAGGUCUGACACUUCCUACAAGACUAUGCCUUGAUCUUAUAUUUAUCUUCAGUUAUAUAGAUUUCUUUCUUUUUUUCUCUCCUUCUCUCUCUUACUUGCUCCCUCCCUUUCUCUCUUCCUCUCUUCCUUUCUUUUUUCAUUCCUUUCUUCCUUUCUCUUCCUUUUCCUUUUUAUUCCUUCCUCAUUUAGACUAGUCAUUUAGGGGAUGUUUGUGAAACAUUUUAUGAACCCCCUUAUGAAGAACAGAAAAUGGAUUAUUUGCUUCAUUUCCAACCUGAGCCAGUUUGCCCUUUCUUAAUCAUCUGGAGAGGGAAGCCACCCUUAUUGGUGCCAGAUGUGGUUUGAACACUCAUCACUUUACCUCACUUCAGCUCAGUUCUCCAUAUUGCAUAUAUCCCUAGCUCAGAAGAUUACUAAUCUUAAGCCGCCUCAAUAGGAUUAUAGUUAUAUGGCAUCCAUACCUGCUUUCAAGUAGUGGUAUGGAACAGAAAACAGAACACAAUGUAAUAUAAUACAGCAUAAUGCAAUAAAAAAUAGAACAAUAUAAUUUCCCUUUAGUGGAUUCCUCCACCUUUUGAAGGAUGGAAUUAUAAGAUACUAAGAUAUGCUUUUGCUUUUGCCAUAGAGAAUUUUUUUUUUUAAUUUUUAUUUAAUAAUUACUUUAUAUUGACAGAAUCCAUGCCAGGGUAAUUUUUUUUUUUACAACAUUAUCCCUUGCACUCGUUUCUGUUCCGAUUUUUUUCCCCUCCCUCCCUCCACCCCCUCCCCUAGAUGGCAAGCAGUCCUUUAUAUGUUGCCAUAGAGAAUUGCAGCAAAUAUUUGGAGCUUUUUAUUAACAGUUUUUGUUUUGUCAUUUCUAGUACAAGUCUCUUAUUUUUCCAAAGAAAACAAGUACAGUGAGUAUUUAGCAUCUUUUUGUUAUGUUCAUUAUCCCACUAAGUAUUUUUUCUUUUCCACAUACUCUAAAACUAAAACCAAGCCAAACAAAUCCUAUAACCUUUUGUUUUCAUUAGCAUUGUUUGCCAGCCUUUGCUCAUUUCAAGCAUUAGCAGUCCUGAUAUUUUUAAAGGAUUAUGCCAUGGUCUUGUAUUCACCCUCAAGUAUUAACAUAUCUUAUUUAAAUCAUGUUGAUUGAUGAAUUUCUGUGUCUUCAUAAUGGUAUCUUCACAGAAUGUCAUUUUCCCCUUUCUUUUGGGAAUAUUUUGUUAUUUUAAAAUUUUCAUUAUUAAGAUUAUCUCCCAUCCCUUCUGGGCUAACUCACCCUAAAAACUUUUAAGCUGAUAAGCUGUUUUUCUUGAAUCUUCUGAAAGCUACUUUUUCUGAAUCUAGGGUAUGUGCCAGAUGUUGAAUUUUAUACAUCACAGAUACUGAAAUUGGAGAAGUGACCACUCUAAGAAUCCCAAUUUGUUUUUUUUUUCUUGGAGAAGACCCCAGUUCAAAUCCUACCUCGGACACAAACCAUGUUAUCCUGGGCAGUCACUUCACUUUUUUCACUAAAAAAGAAAUACAAAAAAAUGAUAGUUUUUGCUCACAGGGUUGUUUGGGAGGAUCAAAGAAAGAAAGAGGAUUAUGCCGUUUUUGAAAUGCUGUGUACAUUUUGGCUGUUAUUAUUUCUAUUUCAAGACCAAUUCCCUUUCUUUGGCAGAAUUAGUUCAGGAACAGCAGUUUCCCACCUGUCUUAAUUUAACUUUCAAAAGGAUGAAAAUAUCAUUAAGAUGACCCAGACCCAGAAAUCAUUAAAUGCUUUGUUUUUGGCAGCAAGCACUUUUCCCACAGAUAUUCUCUCUCCCUACUUAAUGUAUUUAUAAAAGAUUUCUGAUUUGUUUCUAAAAGAUUAUCCAUUUCCUUCAUUUGUCCUGGUGUCUUAUAGUAUACUUCUAUAACACUAUUGCUUCUGUUUUACUCUCUGCUGAUCUUACCCAAAUGCUUUUCCAUUAAUUUCCCCAAUAUGCUUCCUGGAUUUUUUCUAAUGAGCAUAUUUCCUUAAUACACUGUUUCUCUGCCACUUUUUUUUUUUUUACCUAUUUAUCUUUUCAAUAAAUUAUAUAUCCCUUCAAAAAUAUUCCAAAAAAUAUUCCAUUCAUUAGUCCUAUUUCACAAAAUCUCAAGGAUACCUAAGGAAGUCAAAUUUCUCUAGUUUGUCUUGCCUAUUAAUCUGCGUUUUGUGCCAUGGAUUUUAUUGUGCAAAAGACUUGGAUUUUAGAUUUUUAAAGUAUUUUUGUGAUUUCUGUGGAGUAGAUAUAGUUCUCUGUGCUAUCUGGAUUGGUUGAUAGCUAUAGGAAGUUUUGUCCUUUUCCUCUUCUUUUUUUUCAACUUACAGUCCUCUUGAUUGCAAUUGCAAGAUUCUUGGCAAAAAAAAAAUUUUUUUUUACUAGUCCUUGAUUUAUUACAUCAAUGACUAAGAGUCUAUCAAAGAGCCAGCAUGAUAUGAAAGAUUGUUGGAUUUGGAGUAGGAGAAUCUGGGUUUGAAUCUGUUCUUUUUAUUAUCUGUAGGGCAAAUCUCAGCAUGAGUUUCCUUAUUUAUAAAAUAAGAUGGGGUGGACUAGAUGAAUUCGGCUCUUCUAGCCCUAAAUUUAUGAUUCCUGUGUUUUAACUUGCAAUUCAAAAAAAAAAAUUCUUUUUUAAACAUCACUACAAAACCGUCUUUCCAAAUCUACCUUUUCUUCUAAAGUUUCUGGUAUUCGUAGUAGAUAUCAUCUCUGUUCCUAACAUCUUCACUUUCAUGCUUUUUAUUGUAACUUCCUUCUCUUUUGUCUUCAUGAAUCACAAAUCUUGGGAAAUAUUCAUCUCAUAUCCCAGUUUCUUGCCUUUAAAACAGUAAUUCUCACUAUUGUCAGUUUUAUGAGUGAACAAAUAUCUGCUUUGACACUCAGGUUACAAACCUGAAUACUCAUCUUUUUUCCUUCUCAACCCUCAAGGGAUAAUCUAUCUUCCUAUGGAACCUCAUUAUCACUUAUUAGAAUGUUAGCAGUUGCUUCUUCAGAGCAUCCAUCUUAACCUGUUUUUGCAAAGAACUUAAUACUUAGUAUCAAAGUUUUCUGUAUUGUUUCUUUCUUACUGCUAUCACAUUCUUUAGCUCUCAGUGCCAUUCUGCUUUUUAGGAUCUCUUUUCUUGAAUUUUACCUUGAAGUCUAUAAGUUGCUGUUACAAGGGGGAAAAAAAUCACCUAAUGGCCAAGCCUCUCUAAACUUAAUCUGUUUGGAUUCCAGACUAUGGACAGUACAUCAUCAGGCCCUUACUCAAAACUUUUUAUGACAGAUGAUAGAGAUUGCAUUGUCAUCAGAGCUUUAAGAACCAAGAAUCCCCUCCAUCCUUUAUUGAAGCAAUAGAGUAGGGAUUUAAUGGAACUUUUAGCAUAUUGACAAAAAGUAGCUACACUUAGUCCUCUUAUUUUGAAGGUUUAUGAAGACAUGACUCCACAAAAUGAAAAUGAAAACAUUUCAGAAACUUUUGUAGUCAAAAUGGGUUUGAACUAGUACAAUGACUUUCACACAAAGAGCUACUUAAGAUAAUUUAAGAUCCUUCAUAUUUUUACUGAUUUGAAUAAAGUAAGUCAAAGCAAAGUGCAAUUUUAAACGUGUUAAGUUUUUUUUUUUCCCUCCAAAGUUCACAUCAAAGUCAUGCAAGAAAAAUGAGAGGGAAGGAGAAAAUAAUUCAAGAAUUUGACAGAUUUGACAGAUAUGUUAGCUCAGCAGUCUUUGAUUACUUGACAUCUUUUGGUGUCUGCUAUUAUUGUGAAAAAUACUGUUCACAUGAAAAGGUUCACUAUUAGUAAUUUCUUCUCAGGUGACAUGGUCCUAAUAGUAUUAAAGUCUCUGAACUGCUUUCUUGAUGAAAUCCAUAGUAAUGACACAAUCAAAUCCUUCAUAUCCAUAAAAAGGAAGCAAAAAAUGUAUCUUAUCCAGAGGCUGACAUUUUGCUGGUUGGGACCAAUUGAAUAAUCUUAAAGAACUUCUAAUGGUCAGUGAGCUAGGCCCCAAACUGAGCCAGAGGAUAAGAAGGACAUGGGGAAAUUGGGCACUGCUCUUAGUUAUCCCAAACUUCAUGCUUUCACAGAAGUUUGUGUAUUUGUAAAGUUAAGAUUCUCUUGAUUGCCACAUGGUUACAAAAUACAAAAUUUUGAAAUCCAAAUUAUUAAAUAUAACGUCUCCUUAAUAUAAGGAAAUAGCAACACAUUAUUAAGAAUGACUAGUGCAAGAAAUAACAAAAAGUGCUUAUGUGUUAUAAAAAUAUAAAUUGCUGAAGACCUCUCUGAUGGGAAAAGGUGGGAAUUGUGGGGGUGUGAGAAGCAAGAUAAGACACAGUUCUGUAUUUAUGUUGGUGAAUGAAAGGGAGAGUCAGUAUGACUACUGUGAGUAGAGAUGCCAUUUUACAGGACAAGGUCUCAUCUUUAGUCCUGCUAGCUGUCCAGAUGCUUCAGUGGAGAGAGCUCUCAGCCUGAAGCGAGGGAGAUGAGUUCAAGUCCAGCCUCAUUCACUAACCAUAUGACCUUAGACAAGUCACCUUUGUUUGCCUUACUCCAGCUGGCCCCAGUCUGAUGCUGCCACAAAUUCCAAAUCCACUAGACUCCAAUGAACAGCUUGGUCUUCAGGGUCAUGAAGAGUGGGACACAGCAGAACAAACUACCUGCUAGACUUUGGGAAAAUCACUUAGUCAUUUCAUUGCUCCAGGGUGGCUAGAGACCUGCAUUGUUCAUAUAUAUCAAAUAUCAGGAUCAGUCGCAGAGUAGAGAGGAUAAAAAAAGCACUAGAGAGCUUUCAGUCCCUUGCUCUCUUAUAAAAAAUUUAUGGGAACCCUGAAAGAAGAAUCACAUGGCAUGAGAAGGCUUAUAGUAACUUUCAUCUUCGAGUGUGGAGAUAAAAAAUCAACCACAGCAUGACAAUUUUAGAGUUCCAACCUUGAAAUACCAGUUUUAUAUGAGCUUGUUACCCUUAAAUUACUGGAUAAAAUUCCAGUAUUCAUAGGGAGAUUAAGUCAACUAACAUCUAGUAUAAUGCCUAUAACUAGGCAUUAGUGUCCCAGACACUAAAAAGUGCUGGGGAUACAAUGAAAAACUAUAUAAAGUUUCUGCCUUUUUGGAGCUUACAUUCAAAGGGUGAGAGCAAGAGGACAGACAAGUAUACAAUUAGAUACAUACAAAAUAUAUACAGCCUGACAAGGUAAUCAUCCCUGAGUGUGAAGGGGGCAAGGCAUAAAGGCCUCCUGGAGUAGGUGGGAUUUAAGCUGAGUUUUGAAGAAUAUGCAAACCAAAAAGCAUAUUAAGGUGGUAUUACAUUAUAGCUAGGUAAGGAAAUAAUAUCCAAUCAUGAAGCCUGAAGAUGGAAUGACAUGGAGGAAUAGUAAGAGGGCCCGUGUAGGUUGGAACCCAAAGUGCCUGUAGAAGAGUUAAAUGUGAAAAGAUAGGAAGAAACCCGGAAGUCUGAAAGACAAAUGAAUUUAUUAUGAUCCUGGGUGGUUUAGAUGUGCCGGUAAAUGUUUAAUAACCAAUUUAGCGGUGGAGGGUAGAGGUAUAGACACAAAUUUCAUUUUAAUAAUAUUUUCUCCAUCACAAGUCUAGACUAUCAAAAGGACAAAUAAAACUCCAGUUUGUAACUUGCAUAUUUCAGAGUUGCAAAUACUCAUACUGAAAAUUCAACGAGCGAGUGUCUCGGCUGAGAUAGAAACGGGCAAAGAAAAAAAAUAUUUUUAAAAUCAACUUUGCUUGCAAUUCGCAAAGCAAGUUGUGUUGAGCACUAUAGCAUUCAUUUACUGGAAGCAGGCACCAGAAAGAAAACGGCGGGAACCGGGGUGGGGGGCGUUGUUCCCUCCUCCCAGCCUCACGAUGGUUCAGCUUCUCCCAAUGAGCAAGCCUUUUUAUUAAACACCGAGUCUCAGACAUAAUGCUAUUCUCUGGGGAUACAAACAAAAACGAAACUGUUCCUGUCCCGGAAAAGCUGGCAUUUUAAUGCAGUACAAGCAUGUGGGCAGCCGUUUGUUUCCCCUCUCCUCUCCUGGCUGCUUAGGAAACCUAGGAAGUUAACAAGUGCAAGUGUUAGGCGGCGUUUUCUGGUUCUUCCGGACUUUAAGCCCAUAAGCUUCCAGGUUUUUGGUCCGUGGGUUCCUCGUGUAUUCGUAACUAAAGAAGCUCAACCCACGAGUCCGAAUGUACGGCGUGCCCUCUCGGACUGGAAGUGGAUAGGUAUGCCCGGAAGCAGGAGUUCGUUCAAAGCUCGAAGUCUCUUGUAGAGCGGGGCAGAGGCGUGAUCUCGCCGCACUGGAACUGCACUUCCCUGCCUUUCUUUCUGCAGGUAUGGCCGGUCUCCGGCCCUCGUAUUCGUGUGAUAUCAAGAAUAUCUAUGAAGAGCUUACUGUCCCUAAACUACAUCUGUAUAAUUCAACCUGUUGUUUUGCUCCUUUGUUCCCUCUUAUUUGUUGCAUCUAGUUAAGUAUAGAAAAGCGUUUCAUUAACGUAAGCCAGAUCAUAGAUGCCUGAUACCCUGGCCCCUAUCUGAUGCUAACAUAAAUUCUAAUAUGUAUUCAAAAAAGGCAGCAGAGAGUAAACUUUCCUUUUAUCUUUGUUUUUCUACGCAAUCUUUUUUUGUCCCAAAAUAAAUUUUCUUCCUUGCUCCAUCUUCCUAACAUUAUAGACCUAGUAGUACCCACCUUGAAGAGCUUGCCACAAUGCCAUUAUCUCAUGGUACUUAAAUGGAUAUAUGGAGCAUAAGGUGAAAAAGGACCAGCUGAAAUUUGUUCUCUUAUAUUGUCACUUUUAUACCGUUACUGUCUAAUAAAAUACUUUUGUUCUCUUUA